Messenger RNA from Fusarium keratoplasticum, 2691 nucleotides. RefSeq lists its product as uncharacterized. NCBI's taxonomy places the organism in Eukaryota, Fungi, Ascomycota, Sordariomycetes, Hypocreales, Nectriaceae. Gene Ontology annotation, cellular component: cytoplasm. The coding region runs from base 1 to 2691 and encodes 896 amino acids. The transcript is spliced from 3 exons. The record is from RefSeq and is a predicted model, not a curated record.
AUGAGCUCUGGUUCACUCAAGACAGGCCCGCCGUCGAGACUAGGCCAAGGCUCUCAUGCUGCGGCCACGGCCAACAACCAGUCACUACUCCUCGACAAGUUGCAUGCUCGAACGUCCACGCCAGAUUCAGAAGCUCUCGCUAGCUCAGACGACGAAGGCGACCAUCGCCAAGAGUCCGCACACACAGCUACACAGUCCAGCUCUCAACCACCAAAACCUGUUCGAAGACCUUCGUGGUUGAACGAAACCUCACAGACCUUAGGCCGUCCUCGCAAAGGAUCAUUUGCUAGUAGCUCAAUGUCGCCCACAGCUUCACAUCCCAGCACUCCAUCUGCCGAGGCUGGUGCGGGCGCCUGGGGCUCGCACUCAACGUCGUCCGUCAUGGGCCGGCCAGCAGGGUCAUCCGCCUUCCCAUGGGGAACUGGAAUCUGGAACGCUGAGCGCAAGGAUCCUCCCUCGAGACUCAGCGAAGUUCUGCCAUCCCCUACAUCAACCAUGCCUCCAGGAACUGCAGGCAACUCCUUCUUUGGUGGUGACACGCAGACGUCUCCGGUAUCGCGGGAUUCUGGGCCCAACCCUCAAAUCCCUUUCGCGAUCCCCCUUCACCCCACACCUAAAACCUACCGGUCUCAGUCGUAUUCAGUUGGUCAGCUCGAUCCUGAGUCAACGGCCGCUCCGCCUGCUAUGAGCUCCUCGGCUAUCUUGGGGCGUGCUCGCCAUCCUGUUCUUAGCCAUCGACCUUCUCGCCCUAGUAUGUUGAGCGAAAUGGCCAACGAUGGCUCAAUGCUCGGGAAAGUGAAGGAAGUAGAGGAUGAUGACGACGAGAGCCCAAAUGAAUCGCUGCAGGAAUCUUGGCACCAACACCAACCCUCUCAACAAACCUCUGACGCCAAAACCAUCGAGAUGCUCGCGCGAGAAAACGCAAUUCUACGCCAGCAACAAACGCAGUAUAAUGCACGCAUUCGGCCUCGGGCUGUGACCGGAUCUGGCUAUAUGGGAAAUGGCUAUUCAUUGCGAGAGACCGUGCCAGAAGAAUCCGAUUUUGCCAUUGACGAGCUUGAUGAAGCAAACGAGGCAGGCGACAUGUUGGCCAAACGAGCUCUAAAUCGCCGGAUGAGUGAAUAUGGACCGGCAUCUAUUCGCGCUCCGUUUGGCGUUGAUGGCCGAAAGGUUGAUAAUACCAACCUCAAGAAGGCCCUCUGGUCGACCUCGCUCGGAUUCCCUGUCACAGACGUCUCGCAGAGCAGACGACACUCUUUCGCCAACAUGCCCACUCGUCAGGGAUCUAUCAGCUCUAUCCCAGACUCUACCUCAGUUCUUGAGCCUUCCGCAACCGAAAUGCAGCAAUCUCAAGACUUUCCUCCCGGCUACCCCGACGCUUCUGCGUUCGGAGCCGCUGCUCACGCUGGUCAGUACUUUGGCGGAGCUGCGAACGUGGGAAAUGCGUACCAGACCGGAUUCCCAAGCCAGUACUCGUCCUAUGGCCUUCCUAACCCCUACGCGAAUCGCGCGCCAUCUCCUCAUCGCAAUGUGUAUAGCAUCGCUCAGCCCCGGCACAACCAGCUGCUCCACAUCGUCUUGUUCAAAUGCGCCAGGGCCGACGUCUUCUACAUCCAAGAGGGCACUGGACUCACUGUCAAGCCUGGAGAUCUAGUCAUAGUUGAAGCUGAUCGUGGCACUGACCUUGGGACCGUGGCCAAGGACAACGUCGACUGGCAGACAGCCAAGGAGCUCAAAGAACACUAUGCCGAGGAGCAGUACAAGUGGCUCAUGAUGUACUCCCAGGGUGCCGCCGCUGCGCAAGAGGGAGCUGGGGCUGGUCUUCUUGCCUCUUCCACCGGCCUCCAGGGGAGCGCCGUUGGGGGCAUGGGGCCUCCAAGCCAGCAUCAUGCUCAAGAGCCAAAUGCUGGCGAGCUCCGGCCCAAGCUCAUCAAGCGCCUUGCCCAAAGUCAUGAGGUGCACGCCUUGCGGGACAAGGAGGGGCAAGAAGCAAAGGCCAAGCGGGUGUGCAUGCAGAAAGUCAAGGAGCAUGGACUCAACAUGGAGAUCCUGGAUGCUGAAUUCCAGAUGGAUUGGAAGAAGUUGACCUUCUACUACUUUGCCGACUCGUACAUCAACUUCAACUCUCUCGUUACGGACCUGUUCAAGAUCUACAAAACGCGAAUCUGGAUGUCUGCUAUUAACCCAGCCUCUUUCGCCAGCCCAACUCUCGGUAUCCAGGCUCCAAGCGGCAUUGGCCCUGGUGCUGUGGGAGUUAACCGUGCCACCGGUGGCAGUGAUCGACGGCAGAACCAGCAAAACCAGGAGUCGCACCAAGCCACGGCCUUCACAGCUGGGGCUAGAGACAGCCGUGGGUUCCGGCCAACAUUCAGCCAGCCCUAUGGCAACGAAAGCCGCCUUGCUCAGGCGCCUGGCUAUCCCCCUUCCAACUACCCAUACGGGCAGUUUAGUCCGUUUGGCAAUCCCAACCCCAGAACCAACGUUCCUUACGGAACAGGAGCUGUCCCGGCCAUGGAGGGCUUCCCUGGAGGCCAGGUUCAGCAUCCUGCAGACUUUCAGUCUAUGCGACAGCGCUUCCCUAACCCGCAGUCUGGGCCGAGUCCUACGCCACACUCGCAGGGAGCAUCGCCCUUGGCUCCCCAGAAUGACUGGGUGGGAUCGUUUCAGGGACUCUCGCUCAACACUCAUUGA